AUGACCAAAACCAUGGCAACAGCGGCAAACAACAACAACAACACCAACAUCGAAGAUACCAUCGACUCGCGCGAGUUCAUCGCGAACCCUCGAAAAGUAAUCGCGGAGAAGCUGUUCACCGCGUACGGUUUCAAAAGUGUAAGCGCUGCAACCUCGUCUGCGUUGGAACCGAUCGACGGCGAUUGGAACCUUUCGAAAGUGCUCAAAAAAAGCAUCUCGGAGAGCGAGGAGGAGGAGAAGGACGCGACGAAGACGACGAAGUGGUUAAGUAUUCCAGAAAUAAACCACGCGGAUGGGAAAGGCGUCGGGAUUGAAAGCGUACCGGAAGGGAAACUGUGCCGGUUUCGGUGCGUGGUGCAAGAUAUGAGAGACCCGGAGUAUUACGUGGGAUGUUUUAAGAGCAAGAGAGCGAGCUCGGGGUGGCAGACGACGAAGUUCGCGGAACACGGCGGCGACGAGACGUCGAGAAUGGAGGAAGAGGACGACGAGGAGCGUUUGUUUACAUUCGAGAACCCGCAGCAGCAGUCUUCGAACGUUCGGAUGUGGGAGAGGAAGGUGUUCUAUUGCGUCCCGAUACCGGGCGAGGCGAAGUGGGUGCAGGAGAGAGAUUGUUUGGAGAGAGAAGAUACGCACUCGAACGGCGAUGGGGUGGUAGAUUUUACGAGCAUCGGCGGUAAUACUGGUGCGAGCGUGGGAGGAGGAAGCGCGAAGAAGAGAACCCGAGAGGAGAAUAACGAGGAGGAAAAAAUUAAAGACGACAAAGAGGCAAAGAUGAAGGAAGAGAAAAACGAGCCGGCGAAAUCUGAAGACACCAUGGAAGCGAUGCCAAUAAAUGGGUCGCAGAAAACGGAAGAUUUUACUGCCAUGAAUAAUAAGAAUCGAAAUAAAAGUUUCGCCAGAGAGACGCUGGACGAGGCGAGGAAUUUGCCGUUACCGAACGACCAGCGAGGACCGUGUAUCGUUUGCGUGUACGAUUCACCGGAGGAUGACGAGGGCGACAAGGAAAAUAAUUCGGAAACAAUGAAUUCAGCGACAAUUACAAAUCCACCAUCGAGGAGGUCUUCCACGCAAUUGAAAUUGAACGACAUCGUUGAGUUUUACGGCGUUUUGAGUCUCAAUCCAGAACACGCGGCUGAAGCGUUUGGGAACAUUGGAUUGAACGAUAGUAUCGAGGAGGACGGUGACGGCGCGACUACGACACAACCUUCGGACGAUGACUUUUACGGACACGCAGAAAGGGCGGCGUUGUUUCCAGCGAGUUCUAUCGCGCCAAGGUUCCACGCUUUCGGCUUUACAAAGUUGAAACUCGAAGAUCUCGUUUUGAAGACGCCGGCGGAGCGUUAUCUUUUGGACGAGGAGGAAAACGUCAAAGAAGCGUCGGCUUCCGUAUCUGUGGUGCGACCGUUCGACGCUGCAACAACAAACGCGAUGUGCGAAAAGAUGAUCGAUAUUUUCACCGAAGCGCUCGGUGGAGAUAAAGUUGCCGCGAGUUACGCUUUGUUCCUCGCGUGCGCGAGGAUUCGUUUACGCACGGAUGAAUUCCCAGUCGGUUCAUUGUGCGUCAACUUUUCGAUCGAUUGUGCGCUCUCAAAAGAGGAUGGAGAGAGCAAGCGUAAACGUAACGACAAUCUCGUCAAUGCACUCGCGUCUGCGUUGCAAUCUCUUUGCCCUGCGACCGCGUGUUUAUCCGUAGACGUUCCUUCGCUCAACGCGCGAACGUGGGUGCCUAAAAAAGACUACGACCGUAAUCGUUUACGCGCUGGACCUUUACAGCUCGCGGACGGUACCGUUUGUGUCUUGGACGAAACGAAAUUACAAACGGGUAUUCUCGCAGAAACUGGCGUGAAGAACGCCCGAGCCGUGAAGGAUAUCAUUCAAAUGCAAAAAGCGGAGUACGAUUUCGAUUACCAUCAAAUGUCUUUGCCGACGGAUAUUAGCUUUGUCGCUGUUUCCGAAGGCAAGUCGAUUUUAUUUAGCGAAGACACGGAAGGGUUAGUCGUCCCAUUACGCCCGACGAAGAACGAAUCCAACACAACGCUCUUGUAUGCCCUUGACAAACAAACUUUGGACGACAUGCGAACGCUCGUUGCGUUUGUUCGCAACGCGCCGCACAUGGACAUUUCGGAAUCGUGCGGCAAAACCAUCGAAGCGUCCAUGGUGCAAAAAAGACAAGACGAUCCAAAAGAAGCCACGCAAGCGAAAAUGCACUCGUGGUUAACCAUGUCCAGAUUGCAAAGUUUACUCAAAGGAAGAAACGAAAUCACGGUGGAUUCUUGGGAGGAAAUCAUGGAACUCGAGAGAACGGUGAAGAAUCGACGCCGCGUUCUGUAG
Bathycoccus prasinos is the source of this 2331-nucleotide messenger RNA. RefSeq lists its product with no specific name. Gene Ontology annotation, molecular function: chromatin binding. NCBI's taxonomy places the organism in Eukaryota, Viridiplantae, Chlorophyta, Mamiellophyceae, Mamiellales, Bathycoccaceae. The transcript has a single exon. The coding region runs from base 1 to 2331 and encodes 776 amino acids. Gene Ontology annotation, biological process: DNA-templated DNA replication. The record is from RefSeq and is a predicted model, not a curated record.